UGGCACCGGAAGUGAAUCCUCAAAAACAUGGCAGCUCUUACAAUUUAUGCUAGAAAGCAAGUGCAUUAGAUGUGCCUCUGUAACAGUUAUAUUUCAUGUCAGUUUUAUUUUAUUUUAUCGUUUUCUUUAUAAAGGCGGGUCGGUAUCGUUAAACUCAUUCAUAUGUUUUGAAAUAGUGACAAAAAAACCCGUGGUAUGUUUUAAGCGGGAAGUGUUUGGGAAGAGGUUAGCUGCAGGCUAACGCUAGCAAGCCAGCAGAGUGCAGCUGUCCCAACUCCAGCCAGGAUGAGGACGGUGCUGAUGGUGGCAGAGAAGCCUUCCUUGGCUCAGUCCAUUGCCAAAAUCCUGUCCAAAGGAAAUUGUGCCAGUCGCAAGGGGCUCAAUGGAGCAUGCUCAGUGCACGAGUACAGCGGCAGCUUCCAGGGCCAAUCUGUGCGCUUUAAGAUGACUUCUGUGUGUGGACAUGUGAUGAGCCUGGAUUUCAUCGGGAAGUACAACAACUGGGACAAGGUGGAUCCUGCUGAACUUUUCAGCAAAGCUCCAACAGAGAAGAAGGAAGCCAACCCCAAACUCAACAUGGUCAAGUUCCUCCAGGUUGAAGCCAAAGGCUGUGAUUAUGUAGUUUUAUGGUUGGACUGCGAUAAAGAAGGCGAGAACAUCUGUUUUGAGGUUUUGGAUGCCAUCCAGCCAGUGAUGAGCAAGGCGCACUUUGGGGAGCGCAGCGUUUACCGGGCAAAGUUCAGCUCCAUCACUGACACUGAUAUCUGGAAUGCCAUGAACCGCCUGGGGGAGCCCAAUCGCAAUGAAGCCUUGUCAGUGGAUGCACGUCAGGAGCUGGACCUACGCAUCGGCUGCGCCUUCACCCGGUUCCAGACCAAGUAUUUCCAAGGUAAGUAUGGCAACCUGGAUUCCUCCUUGAUCUCAUUUGGACCCUGCCAGACCCCAACUCUAGGCUUCUGUGUUGAGCGCCAUGACAAGAUCCAGUCUUUCAAACCAGAGACGUACUGGGUGAUUCAGGCAAAGGUGUUCAAAGGAAAGGAGAGCCCUCUGACGCUGGAUUGGAAUAGGGUGAGGGUCUUCGACAGGGAAGUGGGCCAGAUGUUUGUUAACCUGGCCAAGACCUCCAGGGAGGCCCGGGUGGAGUCAGUGAGUAAAAAGGAGAAGGCCAAGCAGAGGCCUCAGGCCUUGAACACAGUGGAGAUGUUGCGAGUAGCCAGCUCAGCCCUAGGUAUGGGUCCACAGCAUGCCAUGCAGAUUGCAGAGCGCCUGUACACGCAAGGCUACAUUAGCUACCCACGCACUGAAACCACCCACUACCCAGAGAACUUUGACCUAAAGGGAACCCUGAAGCAGCAGAUGAGCAACCCCCUGUGGGGGCAGGAGGUGAAGGCUCUGUUGUCAGCUGGAUUGAAUCGACCCAGGAAAGGAAUGGAUGCAGGAGACCAUCCUCCCAUCACCCCGAUGCGGGCUGCUUCAGAGGGAGAGCUGGGAAGUGACGGCUGGCAGCUGUAUGAGUACAUCACGCGACAUUUCAUAGCUACUGUCAGCGAAGACUGCAAGUACCUGCAGACCACCAUUGACUUUAGCAUUGGCACCGAGGCCUUCUCAUGCACUGGCAAAACCCUCCUGUCACCAGGUUACACAGAGGUGAUGCCAUGGCAGGGCAUCCCUCAGGAGGAGGCCAUGCCAGUUUGUGAGCGUGGAGAAACUUUCACGGUGGACGAAAUCAAGCUGGUGGAGAAGCAGACCAGCCCCCCGGACUACCUGACUGAAGCUGAGCUCAUCACUUUGAUGGAGAAACACGGCAUUGGUACUGAUGCCAGCAUCCCCGUCCAUAUCAACAACAUCUGCCAAAGGAACUAUGUGACAGUGGAGCAUGGACGCAAGCUGAAACCCACAAACCUGGGCAUUGUCCUGGUACAUGGCUACUACAAGACAGAUGCAGAGCUUGUGCUGCCCACCAUACGCAGUGCUGUGGAGAAGCAGCUGAACCUGAUAGCCUUGGGAAAGGCCAACUACCAGCAGGUCCUGCAGCACACCCUGGACAUCUUCAAGAGAAAGUUUCACUACUUUGUGGACUCCAUCAGCAGCAUGGAUGAGCUGAUGGAGGUGUCCUUUUCCCCCAUUGCUGCCACUGGAAAGCCCCUGUCCCGCUGUGGAAAGUGCCACCGCUUCAUGAAGUACAUCCAGGCCAAGCCCAGCAGGCUGCACUGCUCCCACUGUGAUGAGACCUACAGCCUUCCCCAGAAUGGAGCCAUCAAGCUGUACAAGGAGCUGCGCUGCCCGCUCGACGACUUUGAGCUGGUGCUGUGGACGUCUGGAGCCCGGGGCAAGAGUUACCCCCUCUGCCCCUACUGCUUCAGCAACCCACCCUUCCGGGACAUGAAGAAAGGUAUGGGAUGUAAUGAGUGCACCCACCCAUCCUGCCAGCACUCUCUCAACUCUCUGGGCAUUGGACAGUGUGUGGAGUGUGAUAGUGGGGUUUUGGUGCUGGAUCCCACCUCAGGACCAAAAUGGAGGAUGGCCUGUAAUAAAUGCACUGUGGUGGUGCAUUUCUUCGAACAUGCACACAGGGUGCAGGUUGCUCAGGAGAGCUGUGAUGCUUGCGAUGCCUCUCUGGUGGCAGUGGACUUCAACAAAACUCGCACUCCGCUCCCUGCCGGCGAGACCCAACACACCGGCUGUGUCUUCUGUGACUCGGUCUUCCAGGACCUGGUGGAGCUCAAACACGCUGCCAUGAGGCACCCCAUGCACCGGGGCGGGGGGGCCAGACGAGGAGGGCGGGGCAGAGGCCGGGGACGCCGCGGCAACCCCAAAAAACCUAAAGACAAAAUGGCUGCCUUAGCAGCUUACUUUGUGUAGAAUGUUGACCAGGUUGUUCCCUUUAAACAUGUGUAGUACACAGCUGUAGCUGCUUGGACUUUAUGUUUUUACAUGAGUACAUGUCUGCCUGUUACACAAAAGGACAGAAAUAAAACAUGGAUUUAAAAAAGGUUUA
This is a messenger RNA of Myripristis murdjan (pinecone soldierfish), 2998 nucleotides long. RefSeq names its product DNA topoisomerase III beta (gene top3b). Gene Ontology annotation, biological process: DNA topological change; DNA repair; DNA recombination. The transcript is spliced from 18 exons. The record is from RefSeq and is a predicted model, not a curated record. Gene Ontology annotation, cellular component: nucleus. NCBI's taxonomy places the organism in Eukaryota, Metazoa, Chordata, Actinopteri, Holocentriformes, Holocentridae. Gene Ontology annotation, molecular function: DNA binding; DNA topoisomerase type I (single strand cut, ATP-independent) activity. The coding region runs from base 286 to 2862 and encodes 858 amino acids.